Messenger RNA from Mycena indigotica, 873 nucleotides. RefSeq names its product Mitochondrial 54S ribosomal protein. The coding region runs from base 1 to 873 and encodes 290 amino acids. The transcript has 5 exons. NCBI's taxonomy places the organism in Eukaryota, Fungi, Basidiomycota, Agaricomycetes, Agaricales, Mycenaceae. The record is from RefSeq and is a predicted model, not a curated record.
AUGUCGUUCGCCCUGCAGAUACCAUGUCGGCGCUCCCUUCUGGCGGCGAGCAUUCUUUCCCCGGCCAUGGCGCGGACAUUCACGAGCACCCGAGCUGUGUUCGUCAAGAAGCAAGAAUCUACACGCAGAGUCCCAUCCAAAAAAGCCAUGGCGGCAAAACUCAGGCGACGCGCAGCGAAAGAGGCGAGGCUGGUAGACCACUCAGACGACAUGGAGCUAGACUCCGCAAUCUCUGUUCUACGCGCAGCCGAAGUAUCGCGUCCUCAGGCAUGUUUUGAGCUCUUUGUCAAGGCAGAUUUGCGGGGAAGUGGCGGUGGUGUCUCUGUGCCCAAGGGCCGUAUAAAUAUCCCAUUCGAGCCGAAACCCAAAGCGCAAGACACCAUCCUGGUGUUUGCAGAGGGAAAGCAGGCGGACGAGGCGAAGCGCGCUGGUGCUCAGAUUGUAGGGGGGACCGAGUUAAUUGAAGGUGUUUUGAGCGGUCGUCUGAGGGCCAAUACGAUCCUUUGUACCCCAGCGCUGAUAAAAGCCAUCACACCUCGAUUAGGCCGUUUUCUGGGUCCCAUGGGGCUUAUGCCUGCUGCUCGCCGCGGGACAGUAACUGACGACGUCGAGGCCUACAUUCGACGCAUCAAGAGCAGCACAGAGUGGAAGUCGGACCGUGCUGGCAACAUACGCAUGCCAAUCGCUCGAAUGGACUUUCCUAUCGAAAACGUCGUCAAAAACUUCCGGUAUGUCAUGGACUCGAUAAAGAGAGUAACCGGGAACGUCAAGGUGCGAGAUGCAAGAGAAGACAACCAACGGAAAGUCAUCCCAAUCAAGAAAGUUACCCUGAGCACGAGAAGUACUCCGGGGAUACCAAUUUCCGACUACUAG